This is a messenger RNA of Manis pentadactyla (Chinese pangolin), 4441 nucleotides long. It is a transcript of the gene TNPO3, whose product is annotated as transportin 3. Gene Ontology annotation, cellular component: cytoplasm; nuclear membrane. The record is from RefSeq and is a predicted model, not a curated record. The transcript is spliced from 24 exons. NCBI's taxonomy places the organism in Eukaryota, Metazoa, Chordata, Mammalia, Pholidota, Manidae. Bases 718 to 3291 code for a protein of 857 amino acids. Gene Ontology annotation, biological process: protein import into nucleus.
UUCCGGUCCGGGUUAACGCGGCUCAGGUACACUACGUGAAUGGUGUCGCGCUGAUACAGACUUCUGAAGGGAAGUCAGCGGGUGAGGAAGCGAGCACCAACGUCUGGACUCAGAAGUCUGGACCCAGUGGAAGGACCGGAGAAAAAGCCAGGAACCCGAAUACGAUCUAACCUCUGUUUCCGAGGGGGCAACUUCCACGGGAACUCCUCUACCCUAGUAACGGCCAAAGAGGAGAUGGCGCCAGUCUGGGAGCGGCCGUGGCCAACACAGUAAGGAAGUGUAAAGGCGGAGCAACCGGAGAAACCUCGAGAGAAGAGCCAGAGCUAUCGCUGCCGCCGCCGCCGCCACCACCACCACCAUGGAAGGGACAAAGCCGACAUUGCAGCUCGUAUACCAGGCAGUGCAGGCGCUUUACCACGACCCAGAUCCCAGCGGAAAAGAGCGCGCCUCGUUUUGGCUUGGGGAACUGCAGCGUUCGCCUCUUUGAAAUGUGCUGCUAGUGGGAGCUGCAGCUUCCUCCUGCUGACUCUGAGCCCCAGGCUUCGGUUGAGAUGGUCCUUUCAGAAAUGUGGAGCUUAGUCCAAGCCUGGAUUUCAGUGGGUAGCACCUGGCAUCUGUGGCUAGAAAGUCCUAUGAAGUGUUCAUGCAUGGGAGAUUUCAGACCAAUUGUUACAGAUUCGACAGGAUGUGGAAUCAUGCUAUUUUGCUGCACAGACCAUGAAAAUGAAGAUUCAGACCUCAUUUUAUGAGCUCCCCACAGACUCUCAUGCCUCUUUACGGGACUCAUUACUAACCCAUAUCCAGAACUUGAAAGACUUGUCGCCUGUCAUUGUAACGCAGCUGGCUUUAGCAAUAGCAGACCUUGCCCUACAGAUGCCUUCCUGGAAGGGUUGUGUGCAAACAUUGGUGGAAAAAUACAGCAACGAUGUAACUUCUCUGCCUUUUCUGCUGGAGAUCCUUACAGUGUUACCUGAAGAAGUACAUAGCCGUUCCUUACGUAUUGGAGCUAACCGGCGUACAGAAAUAAUAGAAGAUUUGGCCUUCUACUCUAGUACCGUGGUAUCUCUGUUGAUGACUUGUGUGGAAAAAGCAGGAACAGAUGAGAAAAUGCUUAUGAAAGUCUUUCGCUGUUUGGGAAGUUGGUUUAACUUAGGGGUUUUGGACAGUAACUUCAUGGCUAACAAUAAGUUACUAGCACUCCUUUUUGAGGUUUUGCAACAAGAUAAGACCUCGUCCAACCUACAUGAAGCUGCUUCAGACUGUGUGUGCUCAGCUCUCUAUGCCAUUGAGAAUGUGGAGACUAACCUGCCAUUAGCCAUGCAGCUUUUCCAGGGAGUCCUGACAUUGGAGACUGCCUAUCAUAUGGCUGUGGCACGUGAAGAUCUAGAUAAAGUUCUGAAUUACUGCCGUAUUUUCACUGAACUAUGUGAAACUUUUCUUGAAAAAAUUGUUUGUACUCCCGGCCAAGGUCUUGGGGACCUACGAACUCUGGAACUGCUUCUUAUCUGUGCAGGACAUCCUCAGUAUGAGGUAGUAGAAAUUUCCUUUAAUUUUUGGUACCGAUUAGGGGAGCAUUUAUAUAAAACUAAUGAUGAAGUUAUUCAUGGCAUCUUCAAAGCUUACAUUCAGAGGCUGCUUCAUGCCUUGGCUCGACACUGCCAGCUGGAACCAGACCAUGAGGGGGUUCCUGAGGAGACUGAUGACUUUGGGGAGUUUCGGAUGAGGGUAUCAGAUCUCGUGAAAGACUUGAUUUUCUUGAUUGGAUCUAUGGAGUGUUUUGCUCAGUUAUAUUCUACUCUGAAAGAAGGCAACCCACCCUGGGAGGUGACAGAAGCGGUUCUCUUUAUCAUGGCUGCUAUAGCAAAGAGUGUUGAUCCGGAGAACAAUCCAACACUUGUGGAAGUCCUAGAAGGAGUUGUCCGUCUCCCAGAAACUGUACAUACAGCUGUGCGAUACACCAGCAUUGAGUUGGUUGGAGAGAUGAGUGAAGUGGUUGAUCGAAAUCCUCAGUUCCUUGAUCCUGUGUUAGGCUAUUUGAUGAAAGGCCUGUGUGAAAAGCCUCUGGCUUCUGCUGCAGCCAAAGCCAUUCAUAACAUCUGCUCUGUCUGCCGAGACCACAUGGCUCAGCACUUUAAUGGACUCCUGGAGAUUGCCCGUUCCCUUGAUUCCUUCAUGCUGUCUCCAGAAGCUGCUGUGGGCUUGCUAAAAGGGACAGCACUUGUCCUAGCCAGAUUACCUUUGGAUAAGAUUACUCAGUGUCUUAGUGAACUAUGUUCUGUUCAGGUUAUGGCAUUGAAAAAGCUAUUGUCUCAGGAGCCCAGCAAUGGCAUAUCCUCAGAUCCCACUGUGUUCUUAGACCGCCUUGCAGUAAUAUUUAGACACACCAAUCCAAUUGUGGAAAAUGGACAGACUCAUCCGUGCCAAAAAGUCAUACAGGAAAUAUGGCCAGUUUUAUCUGAGACUCUAAACAAGCACCGGGCUGAUAAUCGGAUUGUAGAGCGUUGUUGCAGGUGCCUCCGCUUUGCUGUGCGCUGUGUAGGCAAAGGAUCCGCAGCCCUGCUGCAGCCACUAGUCACACAGAUGGUAAAUGUGUAUCAAGUACAUCAGCAUUCCUGUUUCCUGUACCUUGGCAGUAUCCUUGUGGAUGAGUAUGGCAUGGAAGAGGGCUGUCGACAGGGAUUACUAGACAUGCUCCAGGCCCUGUGCAUCCCCACCUUUCAGCUUCUAGAACAACAAAAUGGGCUCCAGAAUCACCCUGACACAGUGGAUGACCUGUUCAGGCUAGCCACCAGGUUUAUUCAGCGUAGCCCUGUUACCUUGCUGAGAAGCCAAGUGGUCAUCCCUAUCUUACAGUGGGCCAUUGCCUCUACAACCCUGGACCACCGGGAUGCCAAUUGUAGUGUCAUGCGGUUUCUACGAGACCUCAUCCAUACAGGGGUAGCCAAUGACCAUGAAGAAGACUUUGAAUUACGGAAAGAACUGAUUGGACAGGUGAUGAACCAGCUUGGACAGCAGCUUGUAAGCCAGCUGCUCCACACAUGCUGCUUUUGUCUCCCCCCCUAUACCCUACCAGAUGUGGCCGAAGUGCUGUGGGAGAUCAUGCAGGUUGACAGACCGACCUUUUGUCGAUGGUUAGAGAAUUCCUUGAAAGGUUUGCCAAAGGAGACAACCGUGGGAGCCGUCACAGUGACACACAAACAACUUACAGAUUUUCACAAACAAGUUACUAGUGCUGAGGAAUGUAAACAAGUUUGCUGGGCCUUGCGAGACUUCACUAGGUUGUUUCGAUAGCUCACACUCCUGCACUGUGCCUGUCACCCAGGAAUGUCUUUUUUAAUUAGAAGACAGGAAGAAAACAAAAACCAGACUGUGUCCCACAAUCAGAAACCUCCAUUGUGGCAGAGGGGCCUUCACCGCCACCAGGGCGUUCCGCCAGACAGGGAGAGACUCCAGCCUUCUGAGGCCAUCCUGAGGAGUUCCUGUUUCGGGGUGUGAGGGAAAAUCAGUGCGGUUUAGAAAAAGAUGGCUGUGGCCUGUCCGGCGUGGUGGGAGGGGAGCUGGUUUCCUGAUGAACAUGUUUCUAAAAGGAAAAAUAAUUUUAAGGAAAUAAAAGAGGAAAAAAAGGAAAACUAAACUGAAACCAGAAGUGAAACAUUCGCCUGGUAGCAAAUGACACUCACGCGGUGAACACACACUUACCUACACACAUGCUGACAUGCAUGUGCUCACACAGAAAAAUACAAGUACAAGCUUUCUGUGAAACAAAAAACACUCACUUAGGGAAAAUGGGAAUUCAAAUGAACUUAAGAGCUGCAAUUGGAAGAGAGUCAGGAUCAUCUCUUAUGGUUUUCCAUUGUUUUGUCCUCUUUCUCCCACUCUCCCCAACCAGUUUUUUCCCCACCUUUAGAGGUGUUUGGACAAGGAGGAGUAAGCAAGGAGCCUGUUCUGUUUAUGUCAUGAUCACAUAAACUACUAGGACCUGCCAGAGCCAAAAUUCAUAUAUAUCCCAAUCUUAUUCAGUCUCUAAAUCCACUUCCAAUCCACAUUGGGUUGUCAUCAGCCCUGGAAAGAAGAGCCAGAAUUGGGGUGAGUGGGAUAUAAAUGUAUAUUCUAAGUUUUAGUUUCCUUAGUUUUUUUUUUUUUAGUUAAUUUUUCACCCACAACAUGAGAGAGCAAAAAAAGUGUAGGAGUAUAGAAAAAAUGUUUACAGGGCUAACUGUAUUUUACUAAAAUAUGUGGAAAUCAUUUGACUUUACGGGGGUAGUUGGAUGAGGUGGGAGAGGGAAGCCCAAAGCAGACGGUAACAUUUUGAAGGAGUUGCAGCCCUACGCAGGCGUUAGAUAGAAAGGCACUGUUCAUCUGGUGGUGUAGCCAUCUCAAGAACAAAUCGACAGCGACAAAAAGAAAAGAAAAAAACAAUAAAUUUUAAAAAUUUAAUCAG